Aspergillus steynii IBT 23096 is the source of this 1535-nucleotide messenger RNA. RefSeq lists its product as uncharacterized. Gene Ontology annotation, biological process: SCF complex assembly; protein ubiquitination. Bases 159 to 1067 code for a protein of 302 amino acids. The record is from RefSeq and is a predicted model, not a curated record. NCBI's taxonomy places the organism in Eukaryota, Fungi, Ascomycota, Eurotiomycetes, Eurotiales, Aspergillaceae. The transcript has 3 exons. Gene Ontology annotation, cellular component: nucleus.
CUUCAUCUCAUCCUCGACUCAGAUCUCUGCCGCCUUUCUGGAGCAACUUAUACCCAGUCGCCCGAUCUUCUAAAACGGCUUAACAGUAACACGUCAACCGACUCCUGUCCUUUCCCCUCCUCAGAUCCUCCGUCUCUGCCUGCGGGGUCUUUACAGCCAUGGCGGACCGACAAGCAGUCCAGCAGACGCUCAAUAGCCAGCUCUCCAAGCUGGAUGAUCCCGAUCCGGAUAUGCGAUACAUGUCCCUGAAUGACCUGCUAGGAGUCCUCAAUAGCCCCAGCUCCUCAUAUCUCGUGCACGACCAGUCCUCAUCCACACGCCUUGCCGACGGCCUCCUGAAAGCUUUGGAUGACCAACACGGUGACGUCCAGAACCAGGCGCUGAAAUGUCUCGGUCCGCUCGUCGUUCGGUUACCUGCCGAGAGUCUCUCCUCGAUCCUGGAGAAACUGUCCAACUUGACUGCCUCCCAAACCAUUGAUACCUCUGUCCCUAAUACCGCAUUGAGAACCAUCGUCACGGCCCUUCCCCGCCCUCAGUCCAACCAGUUGCCCAGUGCAGAAGCCUCCAUGGCGUACACCGCUGUCUCGAAGGUUCUCAUUCCUCGUUUGGUUGGCCCGACGCAGUCUCGCACAAGCCGCCGAGGAUCGGUUGUCAAGGGCAUGCUGGAGAAGGAUCCGUCCAAGGGAUUCAGCAGUGAUGCGAUCGAUGUGCUCAUUCAGGUAGUCACCUGUUUCGGGCCGCUCCUGAAGGAAGCCGAGUUGACGGCGCUCCAAAAGUCAGUGAUGACCAUUAUUGAUAACGACACGGCCGGCACCGUGGUCACGAAAAGGGCGCUGGCAGCCAUUUCCGCCCUCGUCUUGCAUUUCUCCGACAGCCAGGUUGGCGCUUUUGUGAACGAGUUGGUAACGCGCUUCAAUGCCCCGCAACUGAGCAUCGUUCACCGUCGUCACUUGAUUGCGACGGUUGGAAGCAUCGCAAGGACCGCGCCGGUGAAAUUCGGUCCCCACCUCCCGACGUUGGCUCCGUAUGUCUUCUCUGCCGUUGGAGAGGAUGAAUUGGACCAGUAGCCGAUUCCCUCUCUCAACGCUCAUCCCGUGCAUUCGGUGGCUUAAAUCAUGGAUGUGUCCAGAUGGUAAGCAUUGUCGCGGGACGCCUCACCGUGACGCUCAUAAAUCCAAGGACUUGAAUAGAUUAUGGCCCUCAAAAUCCCUAUGGUUGACCGCAUGAUUUACGAAAAUAAUGAAAUGGAUUCGUUCGAAUACCCCAACCGUACCGAUUUCAAAGAGUUCCCAACCUCAUAUUGCGAACUUAUUGCCUGCUCGGCAUGUUGGUUCGGGCUUAAUCAAGCUCUGAGUCUGGAAUCAUUGCUGCAGCUGUCUAUUAUAAAUGCUCGGGCAAGACGGCUUGCUCAGGUCACCGACGCCUUGUUCGUAAACUCUCGCGCAUGGGAGAGGAGAAAGUCUUCAGCAUCAGCACGGUUUCAGGAUCAAUCUAAAUAUGCUAUCUCACGGACUUCUUCCUAAAUUAGACGAAAC